Molecule: messenger RNA, 1299 nt
Organism: Mastomys coucha (southern multimammate mouse)
Lineage: Eukaryota; Metazoa; Chordata; Mammalia; Rodentia; Muridae
Product: phosphatidylethanolamine-binding protein 2
Exons: 1
Coding region: 41-604 (187 amino acids)
Biological process (GO): negative regulation of MAPK cascade
Source: RefSeq, a predicted model, not a curated record
CACGUGCCUCAGCACCCAACCGCCACUCCAGCCUCUCGCCAUGCCUACAGACAUGAGCAAGUGGACCGGGCCGCUGAGCCUACAGGACGUGGACGAGCAGCCCCAGCAUCUGCUGCGGGUCACCUACGCCGGGGCGGAGGUGGGUGAGCUGGGCCAAGUACUGACGCCCACCCAGGUUAAGCAGAGACCCAUCAUCAUUUCAUGGGAUGGCCUUGACCCAGGGAAACUCUACACCUUGAUCCUCACAGACCCAGAUGCUCCCAGCAGGAAGGAACCCUUGUACAGGGAAUGGCACCAUUUUCUGGUGGUCAACAUGAAAGGCAACGACAUCAGCAGUGGGAAGGUCCUCUCGGAUUACGUGGGUUCCGGGCCUCCCAAGGGCACUGGCUUCCAUCGCUAUGUCUGGCUGGUGUACCAGCAGGACAAGCCACUGAAAUGUGACGAACCCAUCCUCACCAACCGGUCUGGAGACCAUCGUGGGAAGUUCAAAACUGCAGCCUUCCGCAAGAAGUACCACCUGGGAGCCCCGGUGGCUGGCACGUGUUACCAGGCAGAAUGGGACAGUUAUGUACCGAAGCUGCACAAACAGCUGUCCAGGAAAUAGGAGAACCACUUGAUUGUCAUGGCCACGCCUGCCAUACUAUUUAUCAGGUUCAACAACGCGUGGCAUGUCUUUCCUUUUCCCAUUCCCACCUGCAUAAGGGAUUCUUGAGUUGUCGUAGGGCGGUAGUUUAGGAUGACUUUUUCUCACUGCCACUUGCCCUAAAGAUUCCAGAUAGUUGCACCCAGUUUGUUUUGAUCAAAUUUAAUCUCCAUCUGGUGGAGAUUUGGCACUGUGAUGGGCUCGUUAUAUUGUUAAUAAAAGAACAGUAACUCUGAACGUAAAGAAUGCAAAACCCAAGUGAACAGAGCACGCCUACAGGAAGAAAGCAAGUACCUACCUCAGCGAUUAAGAAGACACAGAUGGGAUGCGUCUGUCUCUGUUCUGAAUCAGGAGCUGCGCACAGUGGUUCCGGUUCUCAGAUAUGUUAUGAGGUCCUGUCUCCCACCGGCACAACCAGAGACUUUGUAUCUGGGUAAUCCUAGGCACACAGCUGGACAAGUGUCUGUGUCUUACGGCUCCAUUAAAGAGCAGAGCUCCGUUUAAAAGCAAUCAGGAGGAUCACUCUGCUGUGCUGUACGCUGGCUUGGCGGGAGCCCAGCUGCAGUCCGGAACAAGAACAGCUAAUCUGGGAGUUGCUUAUGUUAAUUCUGUUAGCUUAUUGUCAAAUAAAAAUUUAAAAGCAAAAAAAAAAAAAA